UAAGAAAUUAUGAAACUGCAUGAUUAGUCUUAUGCCAGGACACUACACUCAACCUUGCCCCGGCUUAAGUCUAAAGGAUGAAACAAGUUACCUUUGGAUCUCCCUAGUCAAGCCUCCUAUAAGCCACGUUAUUCUGAUGAAUCUUCAAUAGCCACACUGAGAGAUGAGAGAUGUUGCCAGCCCACCUGCUCCUCCCUCAUCAAGUCAUCACCCACACUCCCAUACACAGUCUCCUUGGUCUUAUUCCCCUAUUAUAAGGCCUGGUUUGUUCUGUAUCAUGUGUUAACAGAUCAGGCCGAUCAGCACCAGUGGACCUACAUGGCCUGUAAGCACGUACACCAGCCUGUCUGUUUGACUCCCUGUCAUCUCCCAUUCAUGUCCCAUCCGCUCUGCUUGUGCAGGUGUGCGGGUGUCAUCACAGAGCUGGGCACACAUGCAGGUAUAUAAGAGCAGCACACAGACAUUCAGGAGGUUGACAAACCACAGGAGCACAUUAAUAUCUGACUGUGACCAAACAUACAGGGUCUUUGGUCUGUGCAUCUUUUGAUUUCUGUGUCUAGGUUUUUCUUUGACUGCUUCAAUGUGCAAGGGGCUCUCCUCUCUGCCCUCAUCAUGCCUGGAAAAGGCAAAGGUGAUGCGUGUGAAGUUAAGCCACCUGUCUGACAAGCAGGACUGGGCACACCACAAACAAAAAACGUUGGAUGAAAAAGUUCUUCAGGACCUGGAGUCUCUGCUCAACAGCAAGAGCGGUCUGCAGGUGUUCCGCUGGUUCCUGCGCUCAGAGUUCAGCGAGGAGAACCUGGAGUUCUGGCUGGCCUGCGAGGAGUACAGGCUUUCCCCCUCUCACGUGCAGAAGGCCAAGGCCAGCAGCAUCUACAGCCAGUUCAUCUGCCCCGACGCCCCACAGGAGGUAAACUUGGACGCUGAGACCCGCGAGGCUCUGUUGAGCGUGAUGGACCGUCCCUCGGUGGACACGUUCACCCCGGCACAGCAGACCAUCUACAGCCUGAUGGCCAAAGACUCCUUCCCUCGCUUCCUGCGCUCCCCUCACCGCAUUGAGGCCACCAAGGCUUAAUAGACGGCCUGCUACCAGAUUACUAUCAUGUGGUUUAUUACAGUGGACUUGCAUUGGAAAUAAAUGCUGAUUAAUCUGUAUUUCUUGACAUGUUAGUUGUAGUUUUUCAUCUUUACUGACUACCUGGGUUUAUCAAUGUUUUUGAUGUGGUACGACUCUACAUUGUAUACAGGAAUGCUCAGAAUUAUCAAGAAC
Molecule: messenger RNA, 1270 nt
Organism: Myripristis murdjan (pinecone soldierfish)
Lineage: Eukaryota; Metazoa; Chordata; Actinopteri; Holocentriformes; Holocentridae
Product: regulator of G-protein signaling 5
Exons: 5
Coding region: 581-1075 (164 amino acids)
Source: RefSeq, a predicted model, not a curated record